CUAUUAUUAUUUUGAGCUGUAAACUCCUAAGCUGCAAAAUAGAUAGCUAAGGGGAAAAAAGAGAACAGAGAAGCUAUGACCUUCAGUUUUAAAGAUGAGAAUACUGGCACUUCAAGGAAGCAAUUUACCCAGGGUCACAUAGCUGGGAAAUGAUGGAGGUGUUUGUAAAAUCCAGAUCUUCUGUCUCGGUGCAUUCUUCUUUUUGUUACACCAACAAGCAAAAGCUAAAUGAACGGUUCAGAAAAGAAAAGGGUUUAUUUACUUAAUGUGUUACUGAUUUUUUGAAAACAUUAAUGAUUGUUUUCAAAGGAAAACUGUUAUAUGAGAAAUUCCCAUGAGUUACUACUUUUAAAAAAUUAUGUAUAAAAUGAAGAAAAUUAAGUGACAUCUUGUCUUGUACACAGCAGCAUGCUUCUGAUUCAGCCCCUCCACUUAGCUGUAAAAUUACAUUAAUCAGAACUGCCUGGCAUCUUCCUGAGCAAGACUUUCAAUUGGGCCCAGUAUGCUUCACUUCAUCCAGAAGUUUUCUCAAGCAUCUUCAAAGAUGCUGAAGCACUCUUUCACACUCAGACUAGGAGCCAGCAGGAGAAUGGAUACAUUUUCUCUCAGGAUGUGUCUCCAGCAGAACUUUUCCCCCUUGUUUCCAAGGACUUGGCUUUUCUCAUCAUUUCCAGUGUGUAUGAGCAAGACACAAUACUAUCAUACUUCCCCAUGCAGCUUUAAGAAACAGCAGAAGCAAGCAGUAGUUCCAGCCAGGUCACCAAGCACCAUCACUUACCUGCCUGACAGCCCAAAGCCUGCAUUAUGUAUAACCCUGGCAGGACUAAUCCCCUUCGUUGCUCCACCACUGGUCAUGGUGAUGACAAAGACUUAUAUCCCCAUAUUAGCUCUUACUCAGAUGGCUUAUGGAGCCAGUUUCCUAUCUUUCUUGGGAGGGGUCAGGUGGGGUUUUGCUCUGCCAGAAGGUAGUCCAGCCAAACCAGACUUCCUCAAUUUAGCUAACAGUACAGCUCCUGUUUUGUUUUCAUGGUUUGCCUUCCUUAUUUCGGAAAGACUCAGUGAAGCUAUAGUCACAGUAAUAAUAGGUUUGGGGAUAGCAUUACAUAGUGAACUUUUUCUCUUGCCUCAUUAUCCCAAUUGGUUCAAAGCCCUGAGGAUAGUAGUCACUUUAGUGGCUUUUUUGUCAUUUGUAAUCACUUUAGUAGUUAAAGAUAUUUAUCCGGAGAAAGGACCCAAGAGACCAGGUCAAGUAAAAUAAACAUAAAACUACUCUGAGGAUGACGUUAGCAUGCUGGCACAAGCCUUGUAAGGUUGUG
Ceratotherium simum simum (southern white rhinoceros) is the source of this 1316-nucleotide messenger RNA. The record is from RefSeq and is a predicted model, not a curated record. Lineage: Eukaryota; Metazoa; Chordata; Mammalia; Perissodactyla; Rhinocerotidae.